This is a messenger RNA of Punctularia strigosozonata HHB-11173 SS5, 1122 nucleotides long. RefSeq lists its product as uncharacterized. Bases 1 to 1122 code for a protein of 373 amino acids. Lineage: Eukaryota; Fungi; Basidiomycota; Agaricomycetes; Corticiales; Punctulariaceae. The record is from RefSeq and is a predicted model, not a curated record. The transcript has 2 exons.
AUGUCAGGCGUGUGGUCGCUCUUUGGGAUCCUUGGCGUCCUCCGCGCGUGUCUCAUGCUCGUCGUCGGGAUCGCCGGCGCCGAGGCGGCGGGGGUGAAACUGUCGGGUGCAGGGGCGUUCACAGCUCGAAAGACAUCAGGCUCCAGAAGCACAGUGGUGGUUGGCGUACCAUCGGCGAGCGGCCGGUCUAGACUCGGACCCGAUAGUUGGUGGCAAGACGACAAGCAACGACUUUUGGGGCUAGUCGACGAGAGGAAUUCCAACUCCUCGGGGCGGAGGCCGCAUAUCGUUGUCAUUGGGUUCACUAAAUGUCCCUUCACUGGCCCUCGCGCCUUGCGAGAGAGCGCCGACAUCGCCUUCUGCGUCAUUGUUUCCGUCAUUUGCACCAUCGCUCCGUUGAUGGUUUUGAGGCCAACGCACCAAACGUCCACUCUGUGGAUAGCUAUGGUGCCGGUACUGUUGCAAAUUUAUAACGACGCUGGGGCGGCACCGUUGUCCCACCUCCAUGCUUCUGAUCGCUUCUCGGAUGGACUGGACAGCGCUGUAAUCCGUGAUUCCGAUACGGCGAACACAGAACCGAUCGUCAACGAUUGCGAUACAUUGGCAAACUCGUCACGAUCGACCAUGGCAACAGCCGCGGCGAAGACAGGUACCAGCCCACUUGCAGAGCGCAUACUUCCCAAGGAAGCGGUCCACUUCGGUGUCGCUUCUGGACGAAGCAAACUGCUCAACGUGGGCGCCACGAACGUUCGCUUGAAACUCACGGCACUCGACAAGCUCUCAGAGAUCGCGCCGGCGGACAUUAUAGCGGCCCCAUACUGCGAUGUACGCGAAGCUGUUGAGCACAUGCGCGCUCCCCCAUCCCUCAGCGUGAUCCGCCUGCCCUGGUCCUUCGUAGAGACGUACGUAGCCCAAGGACUGAUCCUCGGGAGCAACUCAUGGGCGCUGGGUGGGCUAUAUCUGGCUGCCAUCGUCAGUGUGAGCCGUUUCUGGGGUCUCACGAUGGUGCAUCUCCUCGCGCGCAUACAGAUGGCGCUCAUGGCGAAGACACCUUCAAGCAGGUUACCCGCUCCCGCCCCAAAAUCCCUCGAUCGGCUACGCGACACAGGGAGGAAGGAGUGA